AUGAAGCAGAGGGAAGAGAAGGAUGACGGUGCAAACGACGAUGGAGCUAUUGAAGUGCUGUGGCAACGAAACAUUCCGCUUUUUACUGUGCGCCAGACAGCACUCGAAAAAAUUUACAACUCAUCAGACAUGCGCACUAUUCUCAAGUCUCUUCGUCACCCUAGCACUAGCUCAAGUGCUGGUACUGCUCCCAUGGUAACGACUCCAUUGUUGGGCGAUUCCAAAGGGCAGGUAUCCAAGGCGGAGUACGGUCACAAGUCGCAGGGCGAAGACAUUGUGGGGCAGGAUUUGGACGGCGUUCGUGGAAUCAAGUCUUACUUACGAAAAUCCUUGCUUCUCGAUGUCGAGAAAGGAGAAACUCGCUUCCAUGGCUGCACUAAGGAAGGCGGUCCAUGCUUGGAUGAAGACGAAGCAAGACGCAUGUGGUAUACACCAGUCUAUUGUCCUCAUCCAAUUGAUUUUUCCAAUUUAGGGUAUCGUUUACGAUGUGUUGAGACAGGGAGACGACCACGACUUAUGAUUUGUAUUACCAUGUACAAUGAAGGUCCACAGCAACUUAAAGCGACCUUGGAGAAACUUGCCAAUAAUUUGGCAUAUAUGAAGGAGCAGCAGACCGAAUGUGAAAAGAUUUUAUCAGGAGCAUUUGUAGGUGAUGAAAUAUGGCGUAAUGUAUUGGUCUGUAUUGUCGCUGAUGGACGCGAACAGGUGAAUGACAAGAUGCUCAAUUACUUGGAAGCUAUUGGACUCUAUGACGAAGACCUUUUGACCAUCAAUAGUGCUGGUAUUGGAGCACAAUGCCACUUGUUUGAACAUACACUGCAGCUUUCGGUAAAUGGCAAGAGUAUGUUGCCUAUCCAGACACUAUUUGCACUGAAGGAAAACAAAUCCAGCAAACUUGAGUCGCAUCAUUGGUACUUUAACGCAUUUGCAGAGCAGAUCCAACCGGAGUAUACAGCGGUGAUGGAUGUCGGCACCAUGCUGACCAAGUCGGCGCUUUAUCACUUGCUCUUAGCCUUUGAGCGCAACCAUCAGAUUGGAGGAGCUUGUGGACAACUUACGGUAGACCAACCGUUUGACAAUUUGAACAACUGGGUUGUCUCGGCGCAACAUUUCGAGUACAAGAUCUCCAACAUCCUUGACAAGUCGUUGGAGAGCUGUUUUGGGUUUAUCAGCGUCCUGCCUGGUGCUUUUUCGGCCUACCGCUACGAAGCCAUCCGCGGAGCACCAUUGGAUGCGUACUUUCAGACUCUCAACAUUGAUUUGGACGUGCUUGGGCCUUUUAUUGGCAACAUGUAUCUUGCAGAGGAUCGGAUUCUGUCAUUGGAAGUCGUAGCACGCAAGAACUGCAAAUGGACCAUGCAUUACGUCAAGGACGCUGUGGCUCGGACGGAUGUUCCGCACAAUCUUGUUGGUCUCAUUUCGCAGCGUAAGCGCUGGCUGAACGGUGCGUUUUUCGCCACACUGUUCAACAUUUGGAACUGGGGUCGCAUUUACUCCGAGAGCUCGCACUCGUUUUGGCGAAAGCUGGCGUUCCUGUUCUUUUUCCUCUAUCACCUGUUCUGUACGGUGUUCGGCUUCUUCUUGCCUGUGAAUUUGUACCUGGCACUCUACUUCAUUGUGUUCCAAGGUUUUCAGCAAAAUCGUCUCGGGUUUGUUGACACUUCGGAAUAUUCACAAACUGUGUUGGACUGUGCUGUGUACUUCUACAACUUCGUGUAUCUCUUCGGGCUCCUGACGCUGAUCAUUAUUGGUUUGGGCAACAAUUUGAAGCGCAUGAAAAGCAUGUACUCUUUUGUGAGCGCCUUGUCCGGCGUUAUGGCGAUACUCUUGUCGAAUGUAUGCGUCGGCGUAUUCUUCUCGUCGCCACUUACCUUUAAAUCAAUCGUGCUUGCGAUCCUUAUUGUCGGCGUGUAUAUUCUUGGUCCAGCUCUUCACGGCGAGGUACACCAUAUUUUCAUGACAUGCACGCACUACAUGGCAUUGGCCCCGAGCUUUAUCAACAUGUUCACAAUCUACUCAUUCUGCAACCUUCAUAACUUGUCGUGGGGCACGAAAGGUUUGUGCGAUGAUCCGAUGCUUGCUGUUGUGAAUGAGACUGGCGUGAUAAUCAAGCGAUGUGCGAUGGAAGAAGGCCAUUAUGAGAAGACGCGCGCCAUGAACAGGAAGAUUUUUGCAACUUUCCGCACCAAUGUUCUCCUCACAUGGGCAAUUUCCAACCUUAUCUUCGCACUCUUCAUUGUGUACUUCGCAAGUUCAUCGACUUAUAUGCCCAUGCUGUACAUCUUUGUUGCCAGCAUGAACUUGUGUCGACUGCUGGGAUGCAUCGGUCAUUGGAUCUACAUUCACACAGCUGAUCUCCGUAAUCGCGUUUUUGGCAAGACAGAAUCUGGCAACGGUCUCAACUCGUACGUACAGCUCGAUGAGCACUACGCCAUUGCAGAGGACGAGGCCACGUCCUCUGGAAUGGCGUAG
Peronospora belbahrii is the source of this 2472-nucleotide messenger RNA. The record is from the annotation of a GenBank genome assembly. Lineage: Eukaryota; Oomycota; Peronosporomycetes; Peronosporales; Peronosporaceae.